Molecule: messenger RNA, 2263 nt
Organism: Branchiostoma floridae (Florida lancelet)
Lineage: Eukaryota; Metazoa; Chordata; Leptocardii; Amphioxiformes; Branchiostomatidae
Product: WD repeat-containing protein 41-like
Exons: 10
Coding region: 3-1079 (358 amino acids)
Biological process (GO): regulation of autophagy
Cellular component (GO): lysosomal membrane
Molecular function (GO): protein binding
Source: RefSeq, a predicted model, not a curated record
UGAUGACCUUUUGCUCAUCCUUGAAGUUUGAAACUGAACACUUCCUUGACAGAACUCAGAUGUGGAAUGUGAACACUGGCCAGUGCCUUCAGACCAUCACUGAACUCCACUCCAGUGUGAAGUGUAUGGUGGAAUUGAGACAUGGGAUGUGGUGUUCCGGAGGUCAUGACCUGAGCCUGUGGAGUCACCAGGGAGAGCUGCUGCACAGGCUGGACAGGGUCACGGCAGAAACCGACAUUUCCCUUGUGCUGAGCAUCCCCAAUGAGAAGUUGGUUGCAGUGUCAGACAAAACAUUAAUGGUGUUUAAAGUGACCAGCCCCAUGGAAACUGGAGGGACCUAUCAGCUGGAGGAGUACGGACAUCCACAUGUGCAGCACAGGGAGGCCAUACAGAGUCUGGUCAACGUUUCUGACAGUGUUUUUGCGACGGGUUCCCUGGAUGGAACCAUCGUGCUGUGGGCGUCCGCACACUCCGUCAACUUCACCCGCAAGCUGAGUAGCAGCGCGCGCUCCCCCCAGGGCAUCAACCACCUGUACCCCUGGAGCAUACAGUGUGUAGUUCCUGUAGAGGAGCGCUACCUGUUUGCAGCCAUUGGUGCCGGGUUCUGGCUGUACGACGUGGUGACGGGCAAGUGUCUGGCCAAGAAGGUUGCCGCCCACUUCUCCAAGAUACAGCACAUGGUGCUGCUGGCAGGAGGGUCAUUCCUGGCCACCUGUUCUGCUGAUGGGACCAUCAGGCUGUGGGGGUCACCUGGGGUCACCGCCCUGAAGGCAGAGGAGACACCAGAGGAACAGAAGCCCAGAUACUCCAGGCAGAUCGAUAGGUUCAUGGGAAUCAGUCCGAGGAAAGAAGACACGAAAGGGAAGAGCAAGAGCAUGGAGCAGCUGCAGUUCCAACCUGCUCUGCUAGGGGAGCUGCUAGGUCAUGCUGGCACUGUGCAGAUGUUGCUGGACUGUGGAGGGGAUGGGCUGGCAUCCUGUGGCACCGAUGGACUGGUCAUUCUGUGGAAGGACGGUGCAGCCCAGUCGGAGCGUAGGAACGAGUUCAUCAGAGAGAUGCUUCAACUUGGGGCCAGCUGAACACUUUCAUCCAAACACGCAUGUGGCAGCAAAUCUCCAAAUCACAAUUACCAGGCAGCAGAGGUUGUGGUAGACAAAGGAAAUCUUGGAGUGUGUUUAACUAUAAGGACAUUGAUGUGUGCAACCUCCUGGGUUCAUACUGGCAAGGUGCAGGUGGCAUGGACGCCUUGAACAAGCCAGUGGCUUCAUCAACACUCACUAUCCAUUGUUUGACUAUGCUGCUGCUGGGAUCCCUGAUGCAGGGGUAGGCAGCAGUCGGCUAACACCAUCUCCAAAUCAGUUACCAGGCAGCAGAGGUCGUGGUAGACAAAGGAAAUUUUGGAAGGAUGUGUUAGGAAGGACAAAUUGUAUGUAUGUAGCCUUGCCAGUGUGACCCUGCUGGACAGAGCCACUUGGAAGCGCGGUGUGAAGACCGUGUCAGGGACCCACGCAGCAGUAUAAUCAAAUACUGGGUACCACUAUCUACUAUACUGGGUACUAUACUAUACUUAACUAUGUGGUGGCAUGGUGGUUAGGGCCAUCAUUUUGCUAAGAGCCUAGGGCUAAAUGAACAUUCCAAACAGUGCAGACACACUUUCUACUCUCCAAGCAGAUCUUUCAGGUGGCAAGACAGUAUCCACAGGCAAAAACAGGUUGCCAUUGGUUGGUCCUGCAGUUAUCAUGCUUCUUUGUACAUUAUGUCAGUGUGAAAAAUUUUCUAAGGGGUCCUUAUGUAUAGAGGUGAUCACUUGAUUGUAUGUAAUUUCUAUAAAAUAUUUCAUGUUUUGUACUUCUUGUGAAAAAAACUCUAACAUCAGGCCUGUUUCUAUUUCCUGAUUUGUCCACCUGAUUAGUCCUUUGUUUACUGCGGUCGUAAGUUUCAUGUGCAGUAGAAGCCAAUUAAUUGCACAACGGAUUAACACACACUUCUGUUAACUGCACGGAAUCCUAAAAUCCCAAACCGGUGCGGUCCAGCUGGAUAACUUCGCAUUAUUGCACCAGCCUGAUAAUUGCACGAAAUACGCUGGCAAAUAAACUGUGCAAUUCAACGGCUUCUACUGUGUAUUACCUUCUAAAAAGAAUUAAUCAAAGUCACUUGAGUGAUUUUAUUAUUUGGGGAACAUUGGCACUGGUACAAGAUAACAAUACAUUUCAUAAAACUGACAUUCACAAGAUUUCCACAUGUUAAAAGAUAUGUAUAUAGA